Molecule: messenger RNA, 1734 nt
Organism: Danio aesculapii
Lineage: Eukaryota; Metazoa; Chordata; Actinopteri; Cypriniformes; Danionidae
Gene: lmx1ba
Product: LIM homeobox transcription factor 1, beta a
Exons: 8
Coding region: 314-1441 (375 amino acids)
Biological process (GO): neuron differentiation; regulation of transcription by RNA polymerase II
Cellular component (GO): nucleus
Molecular function (GO): RNA polymerase II transcription regulatory region sequence-specific DNA binding; DNA-binding transcription factor activity, RNA polymerase II-specific
Source: RefSeq, a predicted model, not a curated record
GUUCAGCAGCUCCAGGAUCCUCAAGAGGAGCUCAGACACACACACAUUUACACACACCGCUGGAUUACUACAACUUCUCCACCAAUCCUCCCACACCGACCCUCUCGACAGAUCCGGCUAUAAGAUCCUCAGAGUCGGCGUGAUCAGGAGCAGUAGACGCAGCUCUUUAAAUACGCUGUCUUGCCUUCUCUAUUAAACCAAUAAGCGACUGAAGAUAUAGUUUACUUUUAGUUUCUGUCUCGUGUGUGUGUGUGUGUGUGAUCGGUUUUACGCUUCAGGAAAAAGUCUGUGUCCGGCAACACUUCAGAUCGACAUGCUGGACGGAAUCAAAAUUGAGGAUCAGUUCAGGACAGGAGCGGAGACUCUGGGAGUGAUGCUGGGUGCAGACUGCGCUCAUCAUCAGAGUGUGUGUGAAGGCUGUCACCGGCCGAUCUCUGACCGCUUCCUCCUGCGCGUGAACGACAGCUCGUGGCAUGAGGAGUGUUUGCAGUGCUCGGUGUGUCAGCAGCUUCUCACCAUGAGCUGCUACUCCAGAGACCACAAACUCUACUGCAAACACGACUACCAACAGCUGUUUGCCACCAAGUGCAGCGGGUGCCUGGAGAAGAUCUCCCCUACUGAGUUAGUGAUGCGCGCACUGGAGAGUGUGUAUCACCUGAGCUGCUUCUGCUGCUGUGUGUGUGAGCGCCGGCUGUGUAAAGGAGACGAGUUUGUGCUGAAGGAAGGACAGCUGCUCUGCAAGACCGACUACGAGAGAGAGAAGGAUCUCGCCAGCCCAGACCUCUCAGACUCCGACAAAAGUGAGGAUGAAGAUCUGGAUGUGAAGCCCGAGAAAGGAGCUGGCGGUCAGGGAAAAGGCAGUGAUGACAGCAAAGACCCUCGGAGACCCAAAAGACCCAGAACCAUCCUCACCACACAGCAGAGACGCGCGUUUAAGGCUUCAUUCGAGGUCUCAUCCAAACCAUGCAGAAAGGUGAGAGAGACUCUGGCUGCUGAGACUGGUUUGAGUGUUCGAGUCGUGCAGGUGUGGUUUCAGAACCAGAGAGCAAAGAUGAAGAAAUUGGCACGCAGGCAACAGCAGCAGCAAGAGCAGCAGAACUCUCAGAGACUCGGCCAAGAUGUGAUGUCCAGCCGGAUGGAGAAUCUGAUGAGCUCUUACACACCGCUCGCUCCUCCUCCUCAGCAUGCGUUGGUGUCGAUGGAGAGCAGCGGAUACAGCACAGACCCCUUCCAGCAAGGCCUCACGCCGCCGCAGAUGCCCGGAGACCACAUGAACCCAUACGGAAACGACUCUAUUUUCCACGACAUUGACAGCGACACGUCUCUGACCAGCCUGAGUGACUGUUUCAUGAGCGCAUCGGAUGCUGCAGCCCUGCAGAGCCGCGUGGGAAACCCCAUCGACCGCCUGUAUUCAAUGCAGAGCUCCUACUUCACCUCCUGAAAGCAAACCCUGAGGCUAAACAUCCACAAACACUACCUAUCAGACACGUCCAGUGCUGCAGAAACCAACCACAGGCUCCACUCGGCAAAAAACACUGCUUUUCUUACUUAGAGGUUUUGUCUUGUUUCCAGUCCAAAUAUCUAAAAGUUCUUUAAUCAAGAAGCAUUUUCUAGACAAGUAAAAAAUAUUGGGUCUCAUUCACUAACCAUACUCUAAAUGUAGGAAAAAAAUCAUUUUCGCAAAUAAAUCAUGAUUCAUAAAAACUUUCAUAUUAAAAUUUAUGGUAAAUAUAG